This is a messenger RNA of Ceutorhynchus assimilis (cabbage seed weevil), 1495 nucleotides long. The record is from the annotation of a GenBank genome assembly. Lineage: Eukaryota; Metazoa; Arthropoda; Insecta; Coleoptera; Curculionidae.
CUUGAUUGUAAUAGAUCUAAAGUCUGUUUUUUUUUUUAAAGAUAAUUCCCCAAGUCAAAAAUUUAGUAACUAUGUUGGCAACACAAGCCUUUUCUACACAAAAAUUUUGAAAGCAUUGACAAUUUUUCAUUGUAUUGCCAACAUAAUGUCAGUUUGACUUUUAUCUUUAAAAAAAAAAAACAGAUUUUAUUACGAUUGUAAUAGGGGUGGCAACACUGAAUGAAAUACGCUAUCAGUGUCGCCAGACUGAAGACUCGGGACUUUCCCGGAAAUGGGCGUAUCGUCCCUGACCACAAAAUAAACCAAGUAGAAUCCGCGCGGAGCAGAGCAGGAGCAUUCAAUGAUUGAGCGCGCGUUGCUUAGCCUAGACCAAUCAUCAAAUAGUCCAAACAAUAAAACGUUAAUUCUCUUCAUCGAUAAAUAUAAAGGCACAAUGUCUGAUGAAUUUACAGAAUCCGCAUUCGCUGACAAAUUGUUACGCUUGGAUAACUCCUCGAAAAGCAUCCAGAGUUUAUCCGAAUGGGUAAUCACCCAUCAGGAACACUACACCAGUGUUGUUAAAGUAUGGGUGAGGGAAAUUAUCAAAGCCCAAGAACAUCGUCGAAUAACAUUGUUGUUCUUCGCCAAUGACGUGAUCCAAAGCAGUAGGAAGACAGGUCGUAAGUACUGCUAUGAAUUUGGUCGCGACCUGGAAACCGUUUUUAAACAUAUGAGCAAUUCGGACGAAAAAACUAAAAAUGAGGUUGGGAGAUUGUUGAGCAUUUGGCGUGAAAGGGAAAUUUAUGGCGAGCUCCAGAUAAGCCUGUUUCAAAGAGCGCUUGUCAUGGGCUUCAAAGAUCCACUAACUUUUCUAAAAGCUAGAGCAGCUAGAACUACAAGCCAGUCCAAACUUGAAGAACGAAUCCCUGUUGAGGUUGAUGAAAGCUUGGAAACUCAAGUCCGUCCCCACAAUGUCUCAGAAUGUUCAAAAAUGAUACAGGCUUUAAAAGACUUUGAAGCAAAUAAAAAGUCCGAUUCUGUCGGAUGUGCGACAAAAAUCGCAAUUUUAAACAGAAAAAUUCCUGAUGCCGCAACUAUUAACGGCAUACGAGAUAGGGACAAGGCUGAAAUUUUGGUGAAGGAAAUUCAUGAUGUUGCCACAAAAUUGAGACAGUACGAGACAAGUUCAGAUUUUGAUACACGGCAGAGGAUAAAGUUGGUGAAUAUAGUUAACGAGUUUUUGCAGGUACAAAAAGAUCUGAUAUCGCAAGGAGAAAAUGCCAAACAGCAAUAUGCAGAAAAAUUGUCAGAGGUUACCAGGGUAGAGCAAAAGUUAGAAGCCCAUAUGCAGAGUUUGCCAAAGAUCAUCCAUACUCCUGAUGAUGGAAUGGAAAGUUUUAUGCAAUAAAACAAUAUCUAAUCUCACAUAAAAUUAAGAAAUAAGGUCUUUUUUCCAUGUUAUUUUUCCUAGAUAUCGUUAUGAAUUUCCUAAUAUGUGUUCAAAAAUCUUAAUAUU